CUGUAUAUGAUGUUAAUAUUAAUGUAGUUAACAGGGUAAGGGCCGGGAAAUAGACGCAAAUUCACGUUAACUUCGUUACCGAGCAUAAUCUUUCUGAUGGAAAAUCAAAGGGACUGACAGAAACAGGCGUUUAAACGUAUGGAGCUGUUUUGUGGUGCCUUUUGAGAGGCAUUGCUCUAGUUAUGUCAUUCUUUGACCGCUUGCCUGUCAUGUGAGCUAAAACAUCCAGAUCUAUAAUAUGCAGCACAAGGCUGCGUGGACAAGGAUGCUCGCGGAAAAGCUGUCACCUAAUGAAAAGGCAACGAUCGUUAUUAUGCAUGGCAAUGUAAACAUGCCGUCCUAACGCGGUCCCAGUGGGCUCGAUCAGAGAUGUUAUUUUAGGAGGUUAGGUCUUCGAGGAGCUAAAGUGCUCCACCGGCAGACGAUACAGGCUCCCGGGAGAGGAUCGCGGCUUUGCGGAGCGGCUGCUCUGGAACAGCCCGAUGCUGCAGAUUGCGGCGCUUGUAGCCUGGCUUCCCCUUACGGCUACAAAUAAACAAUGAGUCCAGGAGACACAAUUCAUGGCACGGCACCUAUAGAAACCCAUUUCCUCGAACUAGUUGGUCGACCAGAGCUUGUCGUCGCAAACCGCAAUCGUAUGGGGAUAUUGUACAUCGGCGCGGCACUCCUUCUCGAUCUCCCCCUGGUAACCAGCACCUCAGGACCAAUCGAAGUUGACAGGAACUACUCUGAAGCCUAUGAGGAAGUCACCCUUCUGUGCAGGAAGGAGGAGCUAAACUUUGGGAACUGCCUGUUCGGUUGGCUGCGAUGUUAUAAUAGGAGGGGUUGUGGCAGGGAUUACAUGUUGAUGAAACUGAUCUGCUCAGUGAGCUCAAACCAGAGCGGCCUAGCCCAUGAGUACCCCGACUGCUGGGAGGGUGGCAGUGAGGCCAGCCUGCUGGUGUCCCCGCUGGUGGUGGCGGGCAUCGUCAUCGGCCUGGUGCUCUUUCUGUCCUGCGUCACCAUCAUCGUGGGCAGCCUGAGGAAGGAUGGCCGGCUGCGCAACCCACACCUGCGCGCCAGUUACGCUCCUGAUGGAUACUCCUACGGCGGGUCCAUCGGGGAGCUGAGGUCCACAUGCAUGGAGGAGAUCCCCCCGGUGUUCGACUUCGACUCCUACAUGGAAUCCCUCUCGCAGGUCAACGUGCUGUACCCAGACUCACCGCCCAACUAUGAGGAGUGUGUGGGACCGGGAGCCACACAGAUCUACAUUCCCACCGACGACCCACCACCGUACUCUCUCACGGACCCGUGCCGGUGGAGGGACCAGCAGGAGGUGCACUCCUGCCUGGAGGGGGAGGAAUUCCCAAACACAACCUCCUGGGCAAUGGGCGGCAGGGCCUUCCCAUGCUCAGCUGGACCCCAGGGGGCAACACAGCAAGCGGUCGCCUCCGUGGCCCUGGCGGCCCUCCCAGCGGAGGCCGCGCCCCCCUACGAGGCCAUCGCAGGCGACGGACAUAACCGCCCCAUCCCUCUGAUCCCCAUGGAUCUGCCCAAACACACGUCAGCGAACAGCACGGCCCGGCAAACCAUGCCGCACGGAAUCCUCUAGGCUGUGCUGUGAUGUGGGCAAGGCAAGCACAAUACCUCCUGUGUUUCCAACAGCUACCCCUUAGCUUGUUUUUCUCCACUCAAGUAAGCCCAGUCAUCCGAAAGAGGCAGACCCAAGAGAACAGCACAAAUGUACUGGCCUGAAAUGAAGCCUUCACGGAGACUUCCUCUCUUCCGCCUCCCCGAAAAUACAAACAAAUCACACACAUACGAACAUGUUCUUGGAAGCCUCCAACACCAACUGCCGCACUGGACACUGCCAAGACAAACACAGGGCUAAUGAGGAACUGAAGCCUUCUAAUGUGAUCUCCGUAUCAUUUUAUACCGUCUUCUACACUCUGUCUUUGAUAAGAUACGCAUCACACAACCGACACACAAACAGAUCAUUCUAACUGCUUAUCCAAUACAGAAGUCUGUUUAGUGGGCUUUAUAAACAGUGGUAGUUUGGUUAAUUUAAAAAAAAAAAACAAAAGUAGGACAUGCAAAAAACUGAAAACAUUGAUAUCACAGCCCAUGAAAAUCAUAGGAAGUUAGUACAAAAUCAGUGGAACUAGCAUAAAAAUGUCGUUCUGUCUGUUUGUAUCUUGCCCAGUGUAAAUGUGCGAUAGUCAAACAGGAGAAUAACUUUUCAGUCGUUUCAACAUUUUAUUUUCUUAUUUCUUUCCUAACCAGAUGAAGGAAUCGGGGAUAGUAAGAUAGUAAGAGACAUUUACCUAAACCUGAAAAGCAUUGUCACACCGGAGUGACUCCUAGUUUAGAGAGAGAGCCUUUGAAAUAUAAACCGGGAUCCAGAUUCUCUUCCCUGAUCUUCCUACGGUCGUGUUUUCAGGUUUAUGACAUGCAAAGAUGGAAGCGAAGUAUUUCUCCAGAGAGUUUUAAUGGAGGUCAUUGCUCUUGCUGUCUAGGAUGCAGACAGCUGUACAAAUGGCUUGUUGUUCAGGAGACACUAUUGAUAACUGUGAUUAAUGUUAGAUUUAUGUGCUUUGCUGAUCGCAUUAGUUUGGCUUCACCAAAGCACCACAGAAAAUACGCAAGUGAGUCACACGGCUUUGUCAAUGAAGAGUACCAUUUUACAUGUUACACACACCAAAGUACACAAGGAGGUAUAAAUUACUACUGCCCAUGAGGAAUCAAGACCAAAAUCAUAAAUUUGGUUUGAUAUGCAAGAGUAUUAUUAUUUGUUUACUCUUUAUUUAUUAUAUUGAUUAGACCUUUGCUCUUUCCUAGCAUGCUGGCUUUCCUGUAUGCUUCCAAAUAAGUCACUUAACAUCCUUUCUAUUUCUAUAUUACGUGUCCGGGGUUGAAUAGCUUUUUUAUAUUCAGAGCUAACAUGAAAUGGAGGCUUCCAUUCGCGAAUAUAAACUUCUCAGAAAAUGAUGCCUAUAAAAUACAGACUGUUAAAACUUCUGAACAGAGUAGCAGGCUCAUACUAAUUACACAGUUAGGAGAUCUCCAUACUGGCCUUCUGUAAAAAUGAGUGAAAAUGAAUCCUAAGAAAUGUCACCAUUCUCAGUACCUCCCACUUCUCCUAAGCAUUUUUUUCACUGCAUAGUAAGCAACCAAUGAAAAUGACCAGACUCAUUUCAUAGACCUUGACAUUCAAGAGCAUAGUGGCAAUGAUGCAGGUCUGUAUUGGUAUGAAAACCUUUAGACCAAGUAAAUAACAGCAGUUGCUCAGAGUCAUGGCAAAGAAUCUUCUCAUUCCAAACAAAGAGUUUGUGUAACUCACUGUUAUUUGUUAUAUAUGCAAAAUUAUUCCCUUUCCCUUCUUUAAAUGACCAUGUGAUUGUUUUUCAUAAAAAUAAGUCAUAAUUACAGCCAGACUUGCAGGUUAUUGAUUAUAUUUAAAUCGCUACUCAACAUUAAAUUGAGGCUUUUGGAAAUGUUUUUAAAAUCUGGGUUUGUAAUGUGAUAAUAUAGUUAAAACUGUGUUUACCGUGGUUAAUUUAUUGUCAGUUUGUCACGAAAACACCUUUAACAAUAACUGUUUCUUGAUGACAAUAUUGGGUUUUAUAUUUUACAGCUAGGUUAUGAAAUAAUACAGAAAGUUUGCAUAGUCACUCCAAGAUGAUUGCAUUAAGAAUCUAAGAUACAUCCUCUGUUUUGAAACAAAGUGACACUAUGUAUUAACAGAAACACAACUGUAUGUGUUCACUGGAGUUUACUAGCAAAAGUGUUCUCGGAAACUUAAUAAGAAUUCUCCAUAUUUGAUAUUAUAAGCAUCAGGAUUUUGAGCCAUCUCUGUUAUCUGUUACGUCAGUGCAAGUCCCCCACUCAGCGCCAAAGCUACUGGGAGUCAGACUCGCACAUUCUUACAGGAACCAAGACAGACCAAAGAGAGGCAAGAGAGUCUGUCUUAGGCUAUAAUUUGGAUCACACUAGAUUUAUUGAAACAUCUUGUUAAGACGUUGCACAGUGCCCACUUUGUGACACCAUGGACACACUUCCUAAAUCACAGUGAAGUCAGAGGAAUCCCCCAACACACCCCAAGAGCGAUUCUGCGGCUCUCUUACAUCAUGAUCUGUGGUAAUAAGUCAUGAUAUCUUCACUCAUCCUGAAUCACAUCUAUGUUUUGUAUUAGAGCCCCUCCCUCCUCUCUCGUCCACUGAAUAAUAAAUCACAUAUAAAUAUACCAAAGUUACACUCAGUGGCCACAUUAUUAAGCACACCAAGGUAGUACUGGGUAGGAUCCACUUUUGCAUACAAGCCAUUUUAAGAGUGAACAAGUUGUGCAUUCAGAGAAGGCAUUUUGCAGACCACUGCUGCAAUGAGCUGUUAUUUUUUGCACCUUUUUGUCUUCCUGUUAGAUUUAGCCAAACUCCUUGACCUCUCUCAAGAACUCAUUAAGUUGUUUUGGCUACAGAAUUGAUUGGAUGGUUUUGUUUAUCACACCAUACCGCAUCGAAAUCCCAAGACUGAAAACCUAAAACCUCCAUGUCCAGCAACAGUAACACCACCACAUUUAACAUUCAGUUAAAUUUAGCUUAUUAUUCAGUUUACUGAUUUACUGUUUGGGGAGCAGGUUGUUCGCCAUAACAAGCAGGUGUACUUAAUAAACUGGCCACAGAAUGUAUCUGGAACGUAAACAAAAAAAAAAUCCUUUUUUAAGUGAGAAAAAAUUUCUUUCUUGUAAAACUAUCUUUUUUAAAAAAAAAAGAAAAAAAGACUUGCAUUGAUUUUUUAUUUUUGCUUCUUGUCCCUGACCUGCCAGAUGAAUAUUCGAAUGCAUCUGGUGAGGAAGCCAAUGCUGACACACACCCUUGCAAGUGGCCAGUGCCAUGGAAUAACGUAAAUGAGACAGAACAGAUGGUCUGUGCUGAUGCACCCCCCCCCAUCCCCCCCCAAUUAGCCUCUCUGCCCAGAGUCUGGCGUCCAUUAAUGGAGCUAAUUGCAUCUAGGGCCAGUGCUUUCGGGAAAUUAGGUCUUUAAUGAUGAUUAGAAUAUGGAGUCCUGUCUACUGCAUACCAAGGUCGAUAAAUCCAGGAACUGUGUUCCCUUCCAGUCUACAGCUUCAGAACCAAUAAAUGAUUUGGCGGAUGGUCUGAGCAGGGGUGGAUGGGUUCGUAGUAAGAGCGAGAGGUCCUCGCUGCAGCGGCCAUUGUGUUCAGGGUGUGUGGUAAUUGUAGUCUGCAGACGUACCCAUGGUGUUCAGUGAGAGGGGUCAUAGUCGUCAACGUGACAUUGUGGUCGCAUGUCUUUUAGAGAAACCUGUCUCUGUACGCAAGCUAGUACCCAAGAGGUUAUGGUGUCAAUACUCCGAAUACGAUAAUAAAUGUAGCGUAAUAUGCCUUUAAAUUUGAAUGUAUAAUUCUUAUUUUCUGCCGGUCUGUUUAACCAGGUGUGGUCACAUGAGAAUUUAUCCUCAUUCUCUUUUACAGACUGGAUGAUAAACACACACGUUGUGACCUUUUGCAACUAAUAAAGAUUAACUACAACAGA
Brienomyrus brachyistius is the source of this 5529-nucleotide messenger RNA. It is a transcript of the gene bean1, whose product is annotated as brain expressed, associated with NEDD4, 1. The record is from RefSeq and is a predicted model, not a curated record. Bases 539 to 1591 code for a protein of 350 amino acids. The transcript has 6 exons. Lineage: Eukaryota; Metazoa; Chordata; Actinopteri; Osteoglossiformes; Mormyridae.